AUGUCUGCGCUCCCGGCCAGCGUAUCUCAGCGGUGGGCGGCGGCUCAUGGUCUUGGCUCCCAGCACAAAGCCGUCAAGUAUUUAGGCCAGGACUUCGAGACCCUGAGGAGGCAGUGCUUGGACUCGGGGGUCCUGUUCAAGGACCCCGAGUUCCCAGCGUGCCCGUCAGCCUUGGGCUACAAGGACCUUGGACCACACUCCCCCCAGACUCGAGGCGUCGUCUGGAAGCGACCCCCGGAGCUGUGUGCCAGCCCUCAGUUUAUCGUUGAUGGAGCCAGGCGCUCGGACAUCUGUCAGGGAGACCUGGGUGACUGCUGGCUCCUGGCGGCCCUGGCCUCCCUCACCUUGAACGAAGAGCUGCUUUACCGCGUUGUCCCCAGAGACCAGGACUUCCAGCAGAACUACGCGGGGAUCUUUCAUUUCCAGUUCUGGCGGUACGGCGAGUGGGUGGACGUGGUCGUGGACGACAGGCUGCCCACCGAGGACGGGGAGCUGCUGUUCCUUCGCUCCGGGACGGGCGGCGAGUUCUGGGGCGCCCUGCUGGAGAAGGCCUACGCCAAGCUCAACGGCUCCUACGAGGCUCUCACGGGAGGGUCUCUGGUGGCGGGGUUGCAGGAUCUCACAGGCGGCAUCUGUGAGUGUUACGACCCGAGGAAGCCUCCGGCCGGCCUGUUUCAGAUCGUCCAGAAGGCCCUCCGCGCGGGGUCUCUGCUGGCCUGCUCCAUCGAUGUCUCCAGUGCAGCCGAGGCAGAAGCAGAGACCACAACCUCCCAGAAGCUGGUGAAGAGCCACGCGUACUCGGUCACUGGCGUCGAAGAGGUGGAUGUCCGGGGCCAUCCCGAGAAGCUGGUCAGACUCCGGAACCCGUGGGGCGAAGUGGAGUGGACGGGGGCGUGGAGUGACAGUGCACCAGAGUGGAAUCACAUCGAUCCCAGGAGGAAGGAGGAGCUGGACAAGAGAGCCGAGGACGGGGAGUUCUGGAUGUCAUUUUCGGAUUUCUCGAGGCAGUUCUCCCGGCUGCAGAUCUGCAGCUUGUCCCCGGACUCCCUGAGCGGUGACCAGCUGCACAAAUGGAACCUGGUCCUGUUCAACGGCCGCUGGACGCGGGGCCCCACCGCCGGGGGCUGCCCGAGCUUCCCAGCCACUCACUGGACCAAUCCCCAGUUCAAAAUCCAUCCGGACAAGGUGGAUGACGGCCAGGGGGGGCUCGGCGAGCCCCACUGCACGGUGCUGCUGGGUCUGCUGCAGAAGAAUCGCAGGCGACAGGAGAGGACAGGAUAGGGCCUGCUCAGCAUCGGCCUCAGUGUCUACAAGGUACUUCCGGAGCUGGGCCGUCCUUCAUUCCACACUGGGGGGGUCCCCAAAGACGUAAGCAAGCACCUGCAGAGGCGUCUUCCUCCCACACCAUCCCAAGAGCUGCUGACCCUGGCAGGUGGCAAAGACCAGCAGAGCCCAGCCGACGCGCCCCCGGUCCGGGACUUCUUCCUGGGCCGCCAGCCCACGGCCGGCUCCGACUGCAGCUGCCCCCGGGGGAACCUGCUGGUGCGGCCCUUCCAGGACGGCGACUUCUGCCUGAGGGUGUUCUCGCAGGGCAAGGCCACAGCCCUGUGCGCGUCCUGUCCCUCCGUGAUGCCGGGCAGGCGGGGUUCCCGGGCGGGGGCGCACAGGGCCGACAGGGAGACGGGAGGUGUGGUAGCCGGAAACCCACAGGAGGGCUCAGCCGUCGCACCUGCCCCGAGGCGCUUUCCCGGCUGGCGGCUCUCGGUCACCGGAGCUGCCCGGGCCCCACUCGCAGCAGUGGCCCAGCCUCCUGGUGGACCUCUCCCCAGCCCCCCGCCGCCUCUCUCGCUGCCGUCCCGGGGGGUCCGAGAGGCCGGUGUGCCCGCGUGGAGGGAGCGGCCGCACCCCCGGGAGGUGGGCCAGGAGGACAGCCAGCCCGGGAGCCUGCUGGGGAAGGUUGCGGGGAAGGUGAGGUGGAGGCCCGGGCGCAGCUCCAGCAAGGUGCCUGUAACGCUGUACGCCCGCUCGCCCCUGCCGUUCCGGGUGGUCUUGAGCAAAGCACUCAACCUCUCUGGGCCUCAGUUUCCCUCUCCACAGAAUGGGGAUGCCGAAACAGACGUAAAAUUCGGGGGAUUCGACAUCAACACUUGCAGGGAGAUGAUCAGCUUGAUGGACGGACCCCAGAGCCAUGGAAAGGGCACCCUGGGGCUGGCAGAAUUCAGGGUGAUCUGGCUGAAGAUUCAGAGGUACCUGUUGGUUUAUGGGGAAACCGAUCACACCCACUCGGGGGCCGUCGACGCCCACGACCUGAGGGUGGCCCUCAGGAAAGCGGGUUUCACGCUCAGCAGCCGGGGGCAGCAGACCCUUGCCCUGUGGUACAACGGCAGAUGCUGCAUCGACUUUGAUGGCUUCUCUGCCUGUGUGACCGGCCCGGAGGCCCUCUUCGAACUGUUCAGGCUGCUGGACGAGGACCAGAGUGGCAGCUCUUCCUCUUUGAGGAACCGCUUGCUGCCGUGGAUCCAGGGGCCCACAGAUCCCGGGGCCCGGACGGCCAAGAUCCGCGCGCGGGUGGCCGGGCUCCGGGGAGAGCCCCCUGGGCCGCGAUCCUCACUGUGUGUGCGGGCGGAGAGCAGGGAGGGGGCAGGCUCUCUGGGGCGCUCGCAGGGCACAGACCCGGUCACGGGGACCCCACCUGCUGGGGCUCAUCAGAUCCUGGUCUCCUCCCGCGGGCCCCGCCGCCUACAGCUGGUGCCUGGGGUCCAGCUUCACGCGUGGAUGCGAGGGGGACAGCCACUCAGCCCCUGCCAGCGAGCUGCUGGAGAGAAACCACGCACACGCCUUGGCCCCUGCGGCUCUGGUGGAGGCUGCGUCAGCCGGUCGGCCUCCCGGAAUCCGGGGCUGCACCGCGUGGUCCCCGGGGAGGUCCCCGUGGUGUCCUGCGCCUCCCCUAUCUGCGCGCUCUCCACCGACCCGUCACCGCGUGCUUCCGCAGCUCCCUGGAGCCCAGAGCAGCUUGGAGCCCAGGAGCAGACCGCGGCCCCACCGUGGGCAGCAGGGGCCCCUCCCGCGAGCUCCCGAUGUCCUGCCGUGUGCCCCCCGCCAUCGGCAGCCACCACGUUACGGGUGUGGGACUGCGGUCCAAGCAGGGACGGGGACACGUGUCCUGGAACCGUCCACCUUCAGUCCCGUGGGACCGGCCACGUGCACGUCCGGCUUGGGGUCUUUGCAAAGGAUGACAUCAGCCACCCGCUGGCGGACGGCCCGCCGGCAAUGGGGCAAAGCGCCACCACUGGAGUUUGCACGUCGUAA
Lynx canadensis (Canada lynx) is the source of this 3309-nucleotide messenger RNA. Its product is annotated as calpain-8-like. Gene Ontology annotation, biological process: proteolysis. NCBI's taxonomy places the organism in Eukaryota, Metazoa, Chordata, Mammalia, Carnivora, Felidae. The record is from RefSeq and is a predicted model, not a curated record. Gene Ontology annotation, molecular function: calcium-dependent cysteine-type endopeptidase activity. Gene Ontology annotation, cellular component: cytoplasm.